Messenger RNA from Drosophila grimshawi, 2839 nucleotides. It is a transcript of the gene Ttd14, whose product is annotated as TRPL translocation defect protein 14. Gene Ontology annotation, molecular function: phosphatidic acid binding; GTP binding; phosphatidylinositol binding. The coding region runs from base 587 to 2188 and encodes 533 amino acids. Lineage: Eukaryota; Metazoa; Arthropoda; Insecta; Diptera; Drosophilidae. The record is from RefSeq and is a predicted model, not a curated record. Gene Ontology annotation, biological process: photoreceptor cell maintenance. The transcript has 12 exons.
GACGCUUAUGCAGUGUGGCUAUAAAGUGUGCACUGUGGAAGCGAGGUUCUUCAGUUUUGCUUUUAAUUAAAAACGUGCAAGAUGGUGCUCGAUCGUAAAACUAAUAAACUCUGAUCUAUAUAAACUCGGAUGUGGUAUAUAACGAUUCCUCUGUUUUUGUUGACCCCGCGGUCGUAGGGUGUUCCAUUCAAGUCCAAUUCUGUAGUUACCAACCGUUAGCAAAUCGGCAAUUAAAUGUUAUUUAAUAAUGUGCACCAGCGCGCGCUAUUUACUCAUUAAGAAUGUCCAUCAAAUAUAGCGCAAGAUUCAUCAAGGAUUUAUAGCUGUCAGCUGUAAACAACACCCUAAACACACUGAAAUUCUUGGAUAUACACAUAAUACAAUAAUUUGUGUAAACAUCGCAACGGUUUCUCAACCAUAACCUAAAAACGGCACGUGCACUUCGUCGCUUGGAAUACCCAAAGAGCACGAUAGUAACGGAGAGAGCCAGAGAGAGAGUGGGGAAUUUAAGGCGCAAGGAUUCACAUUUGACGACAUACCGAUAAAAAAAAAACAGCUGUUGCUGUUGCGCCACAGACCAUAAGCCAUGGCAACCACAGCACCUGCCCUGGUCCCGACCAGCAACGGGCAACAGUCGGUGCUGAGCAUCGAGACGACGCUGCAGCCGAGCAACAACUCGAACUUGAGCUCGGUUUCGAAUUCAAAUUCAAUUUCAAAGGAGGCGGCUGCUGCUGUUGUCGACAACAACAAGUCAACAUCGCCAAAGCCAAAUGCCACCAUGGCCACCAGCCUGAAGCUAAACAAAAUGGGCUCCGUGUCCACCAAGGAGAAGCGUGUCUACAAAAUUGUCCUCACUGGCGGUCCCUGCGGUGGCAAGACAACUGGCCAGAGUCGCCUGUGCACCUUCUUCGAGAAUCUUGGCUGGAAGGUGUUCCGCGUGCCUGAAACGGCCACUGUACUACUCAGCGGUGGAGUCAAGUUCUCUGAUCUGACCGAGAAAGAGGACCCACCCACGCCAACCACCUUCGUUUACAAAGAACUACCAUUUGCCGCACCGGAGCACAGUAUCAUCGAUCUGACCGCAUCCUGUCCACGUUGCCUGGCCAAGGCUGCCUCCAAGCCGAAUGGCAGCGAAGCUUAUAAAUUUCAGGAGAAUCUGAUACGCACCAUGGUGCAAAUAGAGAACACAUACUUUGAGCUUGGCAACUCGAGCACUCGCAAUUGCCUCAUCAUCUGCGAUCGGGGCGUCAUGGACGCCAGUGCAUAUAUAUCGAAAGACAAGUGGGAGAAAAUGAUGGCGGGCAACAAAUGGAAUCCGGUGGAGAUGCGCGACAAUCGCUACAAUCAAAUCCUGCACUUGGUAUCGGCGGCAAAUGGCGCCGAGGAUUUCUACUCCACAGAGGAUCACGCCUGUCGCUCGGAGGGCGUUGAAAUGGCGCGUGAACUGGACUACAAAUCAGCCGCCGCCUGGGUGGGUCAUCCCUACUUCGAUGUGAUUGAUAACUCCACCAAUUUUGAGGCCAAAAUGAAUCGUAUGAUUGAAUCCGUGUGCCAAAAACUGGGCAUUGAUAUUGGUGACCGCUUGCAAGCCACCUCAAGGAAGCUCAAAUACUUGGUUGCCUUUCUGCCGAAUGAAAGCGAGUUUCCGCCCUUCCAGGACUUUGAUGUGGUGCAUCACUAUCUGCAAUCUGCUGGUCCCAAAGUGCAGGCCCGUCUGCGCAAACGCGGCCAGAAGAACCACUGGAGCUAUAUACACACCCAGCGUCGGCCCAAUGUGCAUGGCCAGGCGCGAAUUGAGGUGAAGACACAGUUGACGCAUCGCGACUAUAUGAACCUGCUGGCGCAGCGUGAUGAUGCGCACUUUACCAUCUACAAGAAGCGACGCUGCUUCCUGAUCAACAAUCAAUAUUUCCAGCUGGACAUCUACAAGGAGCCAGGUCAUCCACGCUGCAAGGGCCUGGUGCUUUUGGAGACGUAUUCUUCCCUCUCCGGCGAGGCGUUAAAGAACUGCAUGCCCAAGUUCUUGAACAUUGUCAAGGAGGUUACCGGCGAUCCGGACUAUUCAAUGUUCAAUUUGUCCCUCCGCGAGGACUGGAGUACCACUAAAAAGUACUUCCGACCUACGACUCAUGCUAAGGGCGUCACAAACGGAAUUUCGCAUACCCCAUUGAUGCUCAAUGGGCAGUAGAUUUCUUUGACAGAAUCUUGAAUCUCUAUUUUAACACGUAUAAUAAACAAGCGACAGUUGUGCCCACACAUACACCAAGUACACCACACCAACACACACACAUAACUUACAAACACAUACACACACAGAUGUAAGCCUCAACAAAUGACCUGUCAACUAAAAAUAAGUGAAGUAUAAUUUUUUCAAAGCGUGUAAAUUAAAUUACUUAAAGCAAACACAGUUGCGACCUUUUGAGGCCCGUAACUGUGUUUGCCAUCAAUGUAUUCAAUCAUUUUUUUAUGCUCCACAUUGUUAAUUAUUUGCUCGUACUUAAAAGGAAAUGAUUGUACUCAAUGCGCGGAGUCUAGUUUAUAGUAUAUAUGUUAAUAUAUAAAUGACGCUCGAUUGUACUUAAUUUGCCUUGAUUUCUUUCAUAUUUUUUGUUCGUGCUGAUUUUGUAAGCCAUAACAAAUGAACUGUAUGUGUAUAUCUACGUUAAUGUGUAAAAUUCUUUUUGUUUCUAAGUUGGAUAUUGUGUGUCUAUACAGCACUUGCUAAUUUUAAACGUAACUUUUAGCUAAAUGUAAAGAAAAAAACAAAAUACAAAACAAUUCAAAAUAAGAACCUUGAGGCAAAUAUAAAUCAGCUAAAAUGAGACCACCAAAAACAUUA